This is a messenger RNA of Akanthomyces muscarius, 2085 nucleotides long. RefSeq lists its product as uncharacterized. The coding region runs from base 1 to 2085 and encodes 694 amino acids. Gene Ontology annotation, biological process: proteolysis. The transcript has a single exon. Gene Ontology annotation, molecular function: serine-type endopeptidase activity. The record is from RefSeq and is a predicted model, not a curated record. NCBI's taxonomy places the organism in Eukaryota, Fungi, Ascomycota, Sordariomycetes, Hypocreales, Cordycipitaceae.
AUGUACACCCUACAAUCAACUACAAUGGCUAAAAACGAAACUACCACAUCUGCAAUUGCCGCGCCUGGGGACGUGUCCAAAGGCAGCAAAGAUCCGGAUGACAAGUUUGACGAGGAGCUUGCAGAUGCUCUCCUGAGUCUUGAAUACCCAGCCUCGUACCAAUUUUCGCCCACUGCGGACAGAAUCGUCUAUCAGAGCGAAACCAACUUUGGCAAGCCGAAAAAUGCUGUAAGCACCAUUUGGCUCGCGACGACUGACGCAGGGCCGGCUCGCAAGCUUACCACGGGCCGGUACCGGGACAGCGGCCCCCAGUGGCAUCCAGACGGCCAGCAGAUUGCUUUUCUUUCAGAUCGAGCAAAUGCAGGCCAGGUCACGGCCGUUUGGAUGAUGUCGCUGAGCGGAGGAGAUGCGCAGCCAGUCACGCCGCUCGACAAGAAGAAGAGCAUUGAGUCCUUCAAGCUGUCCCCCGAUGGAGAGACAAUUGCGUUUCUGUGUGAGGACGAAGCCAGCAAAGACCAUGACACGCAAGACAACGAUAAUGACCCGCAGGUCUGGGGCGAGACAUGGGACUACACGCGAUUGCAUCUCCUCGACGUCAAGUCGGGCGAGGUGCGCGCUGUCAGCCAAGAGAAACGCCAUGUGACAAGCAUGAGCUGGAAGCCCGACGGCAAGAGCAUUGCGUACUCCAGCGUGCAGAAUCCGGAACCAGGCGAAGACGGACUGACAGGAACCCAGAUAUCCGUGCUCGACAUGACCUCCAACAAAGACCAAAACGUCUGCACAGUCCGCAGCGAAGUUUCUGCGCUGAAUUUUGUCGCGGACGGAAAAGUAUACUUUCUAUCGACGUACGAGCUGCACCUACUCAAAGGAAAUAGUGCAGUCUACUACGUCGACACCGGCUCCCUUGAGCCCAAGGCUGUCAGAUGCGCAUUUGGCGAGAAAGAUACGCCGGCUAGCAUUAAACUUGCGGGAGGGAAGCUCUUUGUCUCUCGACUGGUGGCAACGCGUGUCGUUAUCAGCGACAUGGACGGGAACAACAUUUUCGAGCCUGAGCGGCCGUUUCAGUACUGGAAUGUCGCCAUUGACCCGAUCACCCAGGAGCCGGUGCUGGCUGCAAGUCUUUCUGAUCCAAGCACCCCGGAGGAGGCCUACAUUCUGAGACGCAAUCGAGAUGAAGUUAAGCUGUCCAACUUCGGGGCGCCUGUGCUCGGUAAAGUGAAAGCUACGCCACAUAUAUUUACCUGCAGAGCGUUGGACGACCUAGAGGACGUAACUGGCAUCUUUAUCACUCCAUCUGCUGAGAAAACCAUCUCACAGCCGCUGCCCACUUUUGUUCUGCCUCAUGGCGGUCCAACCGCCUGCGAUCUUCCGAGUUUCGACCCUAGCCUGAUGCGCUGGGCUCCUUAUUUGCUCUCCAAAGGAUACGGUGUGCUGCUCAUCCAAUAUCGCGGGUCUGUCGGCUAUGGACAGCAGUUCGCCGCCUGGAGCAGCCGCGGCAUCGGCACUUUUGACUAUGAAGAUGUGAUUGCCGCGACCGACCACGCCAUCAAAUCCGGCUUUGCAGAUCCCAAGCGGCUGAUGGUGGGCUUCUGGAGCCAGGGAGGCUAUCUCUCCUACCUGUGCGCCGUCCGCAACGGCCUCCACAACCUGGGGUGGAAGUUUAACGCGGCGAUUGCGGGCGCCGGCUUCGUCGACAUUGACGGCCUGGUGCUCGGCUCGGAUCUCGGCGCGACGGACCAGCGAGAGCUGGCUGGCCGCAUCGCGCCGUGGGAGACGGACGCGAGCGAUACCCGCGCGAGGAGGGGAAGCGCCAUCUGGGAGAUGAAGCAUGCGGUGGACGAGGCGAAGCGCCGGGGGAAUAUGGUAAUUCCGCCGAUGCUGAUACUGCACGGGGAGGCGGACCCGCGGACGCCGUACUGGCAGGCCGUGGCGUUUCGCAGAGCGUUGCGGUGGCACGGGCUGCCGUUUGAGUUUGUGACGUUUCCGGGAGGCGGACACUUGCCGACGGCGUGGAGGCAUCAGAUGGAUAUAAUUCGCAGGGUGGCGAGAUGGGCCGAGACGUAUAUUGGAAAGAGCGCGGAGUAG